Molecule: messenger RNA, 312 nt
Organism: Funneliformis caledonium
Lineage: Eukaryota; Fungi; Glomeromycota; Glomeromycetes; Glomerales; Glomeraceae
Source: the annotation of a GenBank genome assembly
AUGAACAAUUUCGAAAAAGGAAAGGAACUAGAAGACAAAACUGCCAAUAUAUUGGAUGCUGUAGGAGUCAAAAAUAAUAAAAAUAGUGGGCCUGGAGAUGGUGGGAUCGAUAUCUCUGGAGAGGCUGCAAGUCACGAAUUUGCAAUCCAAUGCAAGAAUUGGGCCAAUAAAAUAGGUCGUAGCAUCGCGGAAAGCUUGCAGGGGUGCUCAUCUGACGUGAAUACCAUGGAAAAAUCAGUAUCGUGGUGGCGUCCUCCGGAUAUUUAUCCGGAGCAAAAAGCCGGACGGGUGCAUGGGAUUAUAUUGACAAAU